UGCAUCAGCCGGUUUCUGUUCUCACCAUUUCUCCUUCGUUGUUUCACUUAAACUGCUGCCGAAGAGCAGUCACGUACAUGUGAGGAGGACAGUCUGCUGAGGUUUGGGUGUCCAGGAUAAGGAUGGGGCAGGGGACGUCUGUUCCAGAAGACGUAGAGCAAGCCGUGGAGGUGCUGUCGACGAUCAGCGAUGACAUCGUGCAAAAGGAUGAUACUCCUAUGUAUGCAGCACAAAUCGGCUCUGAACUCCAGAAACAGUUUGCCAUCCUGCCAGGGGGGCGAGGGAUGAAUGGAAGCCCCGUCAUCGUCUUCCCAGAAUUCCCAACUUUCAGCGAGCUAGAAGAGGAGGAGCUCCAAAAUGUCCUCAGCUACCUCACGAGUGUCCCCAGUGUGGAAGCAUCAGGAGUGGGUUUCAUCCUGGUCAUCGACAGACGGCUGGACCGAUGGGCUGCUGUCAGGGCCACCCUGCUCCGCAUCGCAGGUUCAUUUCCCGGGAACUUACACUUGGUUCUGGUGUUGCGUCCCACUACUUUGUUCCAGCGGACUCUGUCGGACUUCCUGUUCAAGUUCAACAGGGAUGAGUUCAAGAUGAAGGUGGUGAUGCUGAGUUCUGUGACUGAGCUCCAUGCGUAUAUCGAUCCAGGACAACUAACCAAAGAGUUGGGAGGCACACAGGAAUACCACCAUGACAGCUGGAUCUCACACCGCACUGCCAUUGAGGCCUUCGCCCUCAUGGUGAAGACCACGGCUCAGACCUUGCAAGCGUUUGGCACUGAGCUUGCAGAGACCGAGUUACCCAACGAUGCUGAGGCCACCACCAUCCUGCUGCAGACGCACACACUGAAAAAGGAUACGAUGAAGGAGGACCUGAGGGUGGCGCAGUCACAAGGAGGACGGCUGCUGGAUUGCAUCAACGAGCCUCUCAAGGCAGACCCCGAAUACAACAUGACGCAUGAUGAACAGGAAAACUUGGCCACUGUGCAGAGACUCCUAGGUCAGCUGGAUGAGACGGAGAUGGCAUUUGACGAUUUCUGGGAGCGCCACCGUACCAAGCUGGAGCAGUGUUUGCACCUCCGCCAUUUUGAGCAGCACUUCCGUGAAGUGCGCGCCCAACUCGAUGUGACGUCCGAGCGAUUGUCGGGCUUCUCCGAGGUCAGCGUAAGCCCCGCCCAUGCAGAGCACGUCCUCAGAGAGCUCAGCGGCCACGAGGAUAAAGCCCGAGACAUCUUAGACCUCGCCUUGUCCUUGGUCAGUGAAGGUGACAGGCUGAUAGAAAACUCCCACUACGCUGAGGACUCCAUCAGGCCAAAGUGCACCGAACUGAGAGGAGUGUGUGAGGAGAUCAGCUCCACUCUGAGGAGCAAAAAGAGCCUCCUGCUAAGAGCCAUGGAGCUCCACCACGCUCUGGAGGAGGCGUCGCACUGGUGUGAGGAAGGCAUCUUCCUGUUGGCUAACCAGCCAGUGGACCGCUGUCAGUCUCAGGACGGGGCAGAAGCAGCUCUACAAGAACUGGAGCGAUACUUGGAUACAGCAUCCCUGCACACCCUCACUGACCGCAGCGCCAUCUGCUGCCAGUACGAGGCGGUGCUCAACUCUCAGCUCAGGGACCAGAUAGAGAGAGUUUUCCAGAAGCAAAGCUCCGUCCAGGAGAUGUUCGAGAAGAGACGCGUCAGCCUGAAGAAACUCGCCGCUAAACAGACGAGACCAGUCCAGCCAGUAGCUCCAAGGCCUGAAGUCAAGUCACCGCAUUCUUCUCCCCAUCUAGAGAGAAAAGACAGGAGAUACUCUGCUGAUAAUGCCCUCUCCAAAAAGGUGGAGUCUCCUGUACACAACGGUGGCACAAGACAUGCUUCUCUAUCAGAAGAAGAAGAAAACUUGGCAGUGCUUCGCCGUCACGUGAUGAACGAGCUGCUGGAGACGGAGAGAGCUUAUGUCGAGGAGCUGCUGUGUGUGCUGGAGGGCUAUGCGGCAGAGAUGGACAACCCUGCCAUGGCUCACCUCAUCCCCAGCAACCUGCACAGCAAGAAGGACAUCCUGUUUGGGAACAUGCCAGAAAUCUACCAGUUUCACAAGAGGACAUUCCUGAAGGAACUGGAAGCAUACACUGACUGCCCAGAGCUGGUGGGCCGCUGCUUUUUAGAACGGAUGAAGGACCUGCAGAUCUACGAGGCUUACUGCCAAAAUAAACCUCGCUCCGAGAGCUUGUGGAGACAGUGCUCCGACUGUGCCUUCUUCCAGGAGUGCCAGAAGAAGCUGGAACAUAAACUUGGAUUGGACUCCUACCUCCUUAAACCCGUCCAGAGAAUCACCAAGUACCAGCUACUGCUUAAGGAGAUGUUGAAGUACAGCAAGGGCUGUGAUGGUUGUGACGACCUACAGGAAGCGCUGUCCUCCAUUCUUGGGAUUCUCAAAGCCGUUAAUGACUCCAUGCAUCUCAUUGCCAUCACAGGAUAUGAGGGUAACCUGUCAGAGCUGGGUCGUCUGCUGAUGCAGGGCUCCUUCAGCGUGUGGACCGAGCAUAAGAAAGGUCAUGCCAAAGUGAAGGACCUGGCCAGGUUUAAGCCCAUGCAGAGGCACCUGUUCCUGCACCAGAAGGCCCUGCUCUUCUGCAAGAGGAGAGAGGAGAACGGGGAGGGCUACGAGAAAGCUCCGUCUUACAGCUUCAAACACUCCCUCAGUAUGAGUGCGGUGGGCAUCACAGAGAAUGCCAAGGGAGACAACAAGAAGUUUGAGAUCUGGUGCAACUCGAGAGAAGAAGUUUUUAUAGUGCAGGCCCCGACGCCGGAGAUUAAAACGGCAUGGGUGAACGAGAUCCGCAAAGUUUUGACUCAGCAGCUCAAAGCCUGCAGAGAUGCCAGCCAGCAGAAGAGCUCAGACUCUAUGUCCCCAAGUCCCACCAGCAACAACUCUACUUCCAUCUCUCUCAGCCCUUUCCGUAGCAGCGGUCAGAAGAACCAGAAGAAGCAAGAGGAGAAGAAGACUGAGCCAGCCCCGACCUCUGACAGCAACUCGUCAUCCUCGCCGAAACACAAAGAAGAGCCGGUGACCAGUCCGACCCCUGACAGGUCCUCAGUGGCCAAAAAGCGUUUUACUUUGCAGGGCUUCAGCAAUCUCAAGAGUCCCAAAGGCUCGACUCUGAGCCCUGAGCACAGCUCCAAACGCCACCUGGUAAAGAGCGAUCCCACACCGUUUGGGUUCAAAGGCUGGAACAAGGCGUCUCUCUCAGCGGACGCCUCAGAAGAGAACGAUGGGUACUCCAGCGGCGAGGACCCCAUGAACUCUGACCCCGAGGACGAAGUAGGAAAGAAGCUGGCUCCAGGAAAGUAUACUGUGGUAGCAGACUGCGAGAAAGCGGGACCUCAGGAGCUGUCUGUUAAGAGUGGAGACAUGGUCCAGCUGAUCAGAGAAGGAGAGGAGGGACAGUGGUUCGUAAAGAACCUUCGCACCAGUAAGGAGGGCUGGGUGGCAGCAGCAAACCUCCUCAGCCUCAUCUCAGAGUCCAAGUCAUCUCAAUCACUCAGCAGCUCAGAUGGCAGCGUCUCUGGGAACCUCAGCACUUCUUCCAGCUGUAGUGAGACCUACACCAGCUUCUCCGACAUCAAACCCUGACCUGAGUCAGGUCUUCCCAGCUUUUUUUUUUUUUUUUUUGUUAAAUCACUGCACCUAAAAUCAUUUUGUACAGGUGGAAAAUGCUUAAAAAACAAAGAAGAAAAAAAGCUGGAGUUUGGUCUGACAGGAGGACAGUCACCCACGUCACAGUUUCUAAAUCCAUCUGAAAACCAAAACUUUCUCUGCAGAUCAGCCAGCGCUGGCUAAGUGCUAACUGCCCCCCUUUUUCCAGAGUAUUUAGAAGAACUGCACUGUCAUUUAAAAUUUUUUUUAUAUUCAAAGGUGUCAGCAUGUUGGUAGAAUUUAAGUAUAGAUUUUUUUUUUUUUGCCGUUCCUUCGAGCGAGAGGGAAAUAUCAGGGAUAUCUGUCAUUCCUCGGCACACAAGUCAUGUGAUGUAUCACCUCCUGCGAGGCCUUCUUUAAAGCUAAAUGUCCGCAGUCUAAUAACUGACUGAACAGGCAGUCCAGGCCUAGUGAUUAUGUAGCAUUAAUGUGGAGAGGUUAGAAAGGACAUCUGCACUAAACACGCGCCGUCUGCAGAGGGGACAGAACUGCUGGUUAGUCGAGCCCCUUCAAGUCGAUGACGACAUCGCAGCACGGCGACAGAUUCUUGUGCAGGAGGAUGUUAUGUAGACAAACACCAUCAGACCCCCGAUAACGCUGGCUUUGGUGUCAGUCGCUGAUCGCACACUGUGAAAAGUAGCAGGCGGCCGCAAGAGGAAAAAUGCUUUCAGUACAUCUGGGAGGAAAAGUGAGCAGGUUGAUUGCGUGCAGGCGUUUUGUGUUGUUGAAGCUACUAAAGAACGCUGUAUUCCUCACACAUGGAUAAUGAGCUUCCCUUAAAAGCUGUUUUUAUGAUAUUAAGAACCGCACGCAGUCACUAGGUGAAUGUCAACAACAGUACAACCUGGUGGUCAGGUGUCUUGCACUUCAUUCUAAAUGAAUCUUUUUCCUCCUAUGAGGGAUUGAGCAACCCGCCAGUGCACUGCUCUGGAUUUUUACCUCUCAGGAAGACGUUUCUGUAGGCAGACAGGUGUGACUGCAUACCUGUCUUUGUGUCCGUGUGGGUGCGCGCGCACACUCACCUGAUUGUUUGUGUUGACAACAGACAGCAGUUCGAUCAGAGUUUUUCAGACACAUGUGCAGCCUCUGCUCAAACAGCUGUCGCGGCCCAAAUCUCAGUGUUCUGAAUGUGUGUCUGUUUUUUGUGUCACCGUGCUCACCUAUCUUUGGUCUGCACCGCAGCAACAAAAGCAGGCUUUGUCCCCCUCCUCC
Molecule: messenger RNA, 4883 nt
Organism: Pundamilia nyererei
Lineage: Eukaryota; Metazoa; Chordata; Actinopteri; Cichliformes; Cichlidae
Gene: mcf2la
Product: mcf.2 cell line derived transforming sequence-like a
Exons: 33
Coding region: 123-3608 (1161 amino acids)
Biological process (GO): positive regulation of Rho protein signal transduction; intracellular signal transduction
Cellular component (GO): cytoplasm
Molecular function (GO): protein binding; guanyl-nucleotide exchange factor activity
Source: RefSeq, a predicted model, not a curated record